AUGAAGGCGCUCAUUCUCGUCGGAGGCUAUGGCACGCGCCUGCGCCCGCUGACCCUCAGCGUUCCGAAGCCCCUCGUCGAGUUCGCGAACGUCCCGAUGGUGGUCCACCAGAUCCAGGCCCUGAAGGAGGCAGGAGUUGAUGAGGUGGUCCUGGCGAUCAAUUACCGUCCCGACGUCAUGGCCGACUUCAUCAAGGAAUGGGAGGGCAAGCUCAACAUCAAGAUCUCCGUUUCGAAGGAGGACGAGCCCAUGGGGACUGCCGGUCCGUUGGCCAUUGCUGCGAAGACGCUGGACGACGGCUCCGGGGAUCCGUUCUUCGUGCUGAACUCGGACGUCAUCUGCGACUACCCGCUCCGGGACAUGCUGAACUUCCACAAGCAGUCCGGCGCCGAGGGCACCAUCCUCGUGACGCGCGUCGAGGACCCGUCCAAGUAUGGCGUUGUCGUCAUGGACGGCAAGGGCAAGAUCGACCGGUUCGUCGAGAAGCCGAAGGAGUUCGUGGGCGACAAGAUCAACGCGGGCAUUUACUGCAUCUCCCCCGAGUGUCUGAAGCGCAUUCCGAUGAAGCCGACGUCGAUCGAGCGCGAGGUCUUCCCCGCGGUCGCGGCCGACAACAAACUUUUCGCGUUCACGCUCCCGGGCUACUGGAUGGACGUCGGGCAGCCCAAGGACUACCUCGCAGGCCUGAAGCUCCACCUCGAGUGCCUGCGCGCGAAGAACCCCGCGAGCCUCAGCUCCGCGUCGUACGUCAACGGAAACGCAAUCGUCGAUCCGUCCGCGAAGGUCGGCGCGAGCUGCAAGAUCGGCAACAACGUGUCGGUGGGCAAGGAGUGCGUGAUAGAGGACGGCGUGCGGCUGGAGAACUGCGUCGUGAUGGCCGGGUCGAAAAUCAAGUCGUUCGCGCGCAUCAAGAACUGCAUCGUCGGCUGGGACUCCACCGUCGGGCAGUGGUGCGUGCUCGACAACCACUGUGUCCUUGGCGCCGACGUCUACGUGCGGGACGAGCUCACGCUCAACGGCGCGGUCAUCCUGCCGCACAAGGAGAUCAAGGAGGACUGCCUGGAGCCGAAGAUCGUGCUCUAG
Messenger RNA from Pedinophyceae sp. YPF-701, 1083 nucleotides. Lineage: Eukaryota; Viridiplantae; Chlorophyta; Pedinophyceae. The record is from the annotation of a GenBank genome assembly.